Molecule: messenger RNA, 1764 nt
Organism: Chelonoidis abingdonii (Abingdon island giant tortoise)
Lineage: Eukaryota; Metazoa; Chordata; Testudines; Testudinidae
Gene: HS6ST3
Product: heparan sulfate 6-O-sulfotransferase 3
Cellular component (GO): membrane
Molecular function (GO): heparan sulfate 6-sulfotransferase activity
Source: RefSeq, a predicted model, not a curated record
AACUUCUAUUACAUCACAAUGCUGAGGGAUCCAGUGUCACGGUAUUUGAGUGAAUGGAAACACGUCCAGAGAGGUGCAACAUGGAAAACUUCCCUCCACAUGUGUGAUGGAAGAAGUCCAACGCCAGAUGAGCUGCCUACCUGUUACCUGGGGGAUGAUUGGUCUGGAGUCAGCUUGCAGGAGUUCAUGCAUUGUGGUUACAACCUGGCUAACAACCGCCAGGUUCGCAUGCUGGCAGACCUGAGCCUGGUUGGAUGUUACAACUUGACUUUUAUGAAUGAAAGUGAGAGAAAUAUGAUCCUUCUCCAAAGCGCCAAGAACAACCUGAAAAACAUGGCCUUUUUUGGACUCACAGAGUUUCAGAGGAAAACACAGUAUCUCUUUGAGAGGACAUUCAACCUUAAGUUCAUUUCCCCAUUCACCCAGUUCAAUAUUACCCGGGCCUCUAAUGUGGAUAUUGAUGAAGGGUCCCGGAAGAGCAUAGAGGUGUUGAACUUUCUGGACAUGCAGCUUUAUGAAUAUGCUAAAGACCUCUUUCUCCAACGCUUUCAGUAUUCCAAGCAAGAGGAGCACCAGAAGAACCGGCAAAAACGGCGGGAGGAGCGGAGGCUACUCCGGGAGCAAAGAGCGCACCAGUGGCAGAAGGAAGAAGCAGCAGCAGAAAUAGCUGUUACUGAAGAUUAUAACAGUCAGGUGGAGCGAUGGUGAUACUUUUCAUUCUUCGACAAAUAAAAGAAAAGAGAAUUGAAAACCCUGAUAAUUUCUUGAACUUGGUUACUCAGAGAUUACACAAGGAAUGAGUAGUGUUGCCUUGGUAAAUGAGACUGAGUCUCACAGCUGCCCUUCUUUGUCUUAGUUUUUCUUAGUUUCUAUCAGCUAGGAGAAUAUAUAUAUUUUUGUGUUUCUCAAUACUCCUUAUAUCAGUGUUAUUAACUGGCAGUGGAAUAGAUUCUUAUCCAAUACUAACUUCUUUCAAAGGCCUAAGCGAUGAGAGUGGCUGGAAAAGAUAGCUCUUUUUUUCCAUUAACAGAUGUACUCUGUACAGUUUGAACAGCUGAAACUUGUGAUGACAUGAAUCAAAAAUCAGAGAACCACUGAGCUGCUGACACUGGUGUAUUUCAGACUGUCCUGUGUAGCUGUGUUCUGUAUUGAAUGCAACAGAGAAAACCAUGUUGCCCUUUAGAUGUUUACAUGCAGUGUUUUAAGUAAGAGAAAGAAAAUACUAAAUGUGAUUAAAUUACAUUUAGGACUAGGUGACACAUGGGGCUGAAACUAUUCUUUUCAUUUCUGAAAGCCUGCAGUCAUGGGUGGUUUAUAAGUGAAAUGAGUUAUAAGGUCUUAACCUAAUCCCUAGCAGAUUUGGCUGUGCAUCACCAAAACCUGCUAGUAAGCAGGCUCCAUUCUGAGAGAGCCUGGCAAAUGAAUGGCAUAAGUACUACUGCUGAGAAAAGAGAUCCAUUCUGGGGAAGCUCACACAGGCCUGUUCACCCUAUCUGGGUGGAGGUAACAAUAACAGCUUUGACUUUUGUGAAAGGUGAAAUCCACAAAGGGCGUGGAAUAAGAAAGGCAAGAAAAAGAGUGGAAAAAGCUGAAGUAUUAGUCUGACGCUUUCCAAAUUUGUUAUAAGGGCUCUGUUCAUAAAGGUACACUGAAUCUUGAGAGGUGUAUGUGUUUGUUAUGAGCCUUGGUGGGAAGAGAGCUCUGAGCUGAAUGGGAUUGGGCCCAUGCUGUGCUGAGUUUAGGCAAGAAGAAGGGGUUCUUAGC